This is a messenger RNA of Helicoverpa armigera (cotton bollworm), 1510 nucleotides long. It is a transcript of the gene PGRP-S1, whose product is annotated as peptidoglycan recognition protein. Gene Ontology annotation, biological process: peptidoglycan catabolic process; innate immune response. The record is from RefSeq and is a predicted model, not a curated record. The transcript has 4 exons. Gene Ontology annotation, molecular function: N-acetylmuramoyl-L-alanine amidase activity; zinc ion binding; peptidoglycan binding. The coding region runs from base 102 to 677 and encodes 191 amino acids. Lineage: Eukaryota; Metazoa; Arthropoda; Insecta; Lepidoptera; Noctuidae.
UUGUUGUUACUUCAACAAGGUUCAUUGGUUAGGUCUUACAGUAUUUUUAAGUUAGUGUUUAUUUAAACGUUGAAGAGUAAAGUUGCAUUAACUGAACAAACAUGAAGAUAUUUUUCAGUGUUUUUGCUUCAUUUCUUAUUUUUGAAACUGCUUAUGGAGACUGUGGCGUAGUCUCCAAAGCAGGAUGGGAUGGCCUGACUCCCAUACACGUGGAAUACCUCGCUAGGCCAGUGGACCUGGUCAUCAUACAGCAUACGGUGACUUCCACUUGUACCACCAACGCCAGAUGUGCUGAGAUCGUGAGGGCGAUACAGACGAACCAUAUGGAUAACUUGGGUUAUUGGGACAUAGCUUCUUCGUUUAUUGUAGGAGGUAAUGGCAAAAUAUAUGAAGGAGCCGGUUGGCUUCACGUCGGCGCCCAUACCUAUGGCUACAAUCGGAGAUCUAUUGGCAUCACUUUCAUUGGAAAUUAUAACAAUGACACGCCAACAAAAGCAUCACUGGACGCUGUGAAGGCGUUACUCCGCUGCGGCGUCCAAAAUGGCCACCUGAGUGAAAACUAUCACAUCGUUGGCCACCGACAACUGAUUGCCACUGAAAGUCCUGGCAGAAAGUUAUACAACGAGAUCAGAAGAUGGCCUCACUUCCUCGAUGAUGUCAGCUCUAUAAAGAACUAAUUUGUUUUGUGUGGUUUCAUCAACUCUGUACAACAAGGGUGUAUCUACACGGUGCAAGUAGCUUACGCAUGUUGAGGUUACAUGCAUUUUAAAAACGUGCGGGUCCAGCGUCUUACGCGAGUACCAAAGAAAAAUACCCACCCGAGUGUCACUCGUCACUUGCGCAUGUGAACUUGCUCCAGCUACAUGCACCGUUUAGACGCACCCUAAGGCUAAAAUUGCCACAUAAUGUUACGUUUUGGAAGCGAACUGCCGACUGCAACUGCCGACCGCACGUGCGGUAGUUGUAUUUUUAGUUUGUACGUAGGUAUGUAUUUACCUAAAAUCGACGAUGGCAUGCAGUCGCUGCACUUGCGAUCGGCAAUUCGCUUUCAAAACAUACCUUAAGUUUAACAUAAAUGAUGUUAAAAUAUCAAUUUAAAUUAUUUUAUUUUUUAUACAAGAGUAGAGGACACACCUUUAAAAUACAUAUGUCUUCUCAGAAAAUAGCUGCCAAAAAUACCGAAAUGCAUUUUUUACUUAUAUUAUGACGUGUUUUUUUUAUAUUGUGCCUAAUUUUUAUGACCUAUCAAACAACGAAGCGGAUUAAAGUCUAUAUUAAAAGAACAAUGUUUAAAAAAAUAAUGUAGCUGUGAAAAAUACGCGAAAGGUCAAAAGGUUAGCUUUGAGAGUUUUUCCUAGAACUUGUGAUUUCAGCUUUUAAAUUAAAAAGUUACGUUAAGAUUGGCACUUGUCUUAGGCAAAUUUUAAGUCUUUGUCUAGUCGAAAAGACUUUUGUACUCUUUGAGGUUUACAAAGCUUUUACAUUUUUAAAUUACACAGAUAAAUGAUUC